Molecule: messenger RNA, 414 nt
Organism: Culex pipiens pallens (northern house mosquito)
Lineage: Eukaryota; Metazoa; Arthropoda; Insecta; Diptera; Culicidae
Exons: 4
Coding region: 1-414 (137 amino acids)
Source: RefSeq, a predicted model, not a curated record
AUGGGCAGUAAACCAAACAGCAGCAGCGAAACGCCUUCGAAGGAGGGUGAUGCGGGUGCGGGACAAGGUCGAGUGGUCGAAAAGGACAAGACCAGCUUCCUGCAGGAACUGCAGCUGUUCCAGGACCGGAAUGGCUCCAGCCGAAUGAACCUGGACAGCGAGCCGGAAAAUCUGUCAUUCUCGAAGGAGGAUGAAGGCCUCAUCAACCCCAUGUUCCGGAUGCGCUUCCAGGAUCGGGAACUCCCCGUUCAGACUGUCCUGAAGAAGGUCGGCAACGUGACCAUCCUGUUUUCUACACUGCUGUCGCGCGUCGAAACGUCCAUCCGGAACCGUCCAGACUGGGGUCUUCGGAAGAGACCGGUGGAGUACCGUAAGAAUCGGUACAGCUUGGACUAUGAUGUUGGCCAACAUUGA